Molecule: messenger RNA, 1615 nt
Organism: Pogona vitticeps (central bearded dragon)
Lineage: Eukaryota; Metazoa; Chordata; Lepidosauria; Squamata; Agamidae
Source: RefSeq, a predicted model, not a curated record
AUGUGUGCUUAUGCGAUUCAGGGAUCUAAGGCUGUCCCUCUGUUUCUUGCAGAAGAAUCUCCUUCUACUGCCUCCACCACACCAGACUCUACAGAUGGUGGGAACGAUGAGUCAGACUUUCCCGAGCUGCAGACGGCGCGGGAGUUCUCAGAGGAUGAAGAGGAGGCCUCCGUGGAGUGGGGGACGCCGCGGGAGCUGACCUUCUCCUACAUCACCAUCGCGGCACCCCCCAACAGCAGCCCCACUUUGGGGGAUCAUGGCCCUCGGGGCAGGCGAGACUCUCAGACCCGCCGGGCUCGGGCUCCUCUGCCCCGUACGGAGACCUGUGAGACUUUUGUGCCCGCCCUGGGGGACAGUUUGGAGAACAUUCCCAGCCUCUGCCCUUCCCCGGAGGGAGAGGGGGCUCCCCCUCCAGGCCACGGCCAUGGACUGGACCCCUUCACAGGCUGGGGGGUCCCUACGGGCUACAUCGACGAACCAGAGGGAGCGGAAGGGGAGGAGGCGGCGGCAGAUGCUCCUUGUCCCCGCCUUGUCAGACCGACCUUAGAAGCAGAAUGGAGCAGCAGUAGCAACUCCAGAGCAUCAUCCUCAGAUACUUCCCUGGAGGACCUCCCACCACCUGACGCCUUAGCACCCCCACCUGAGGAGGGAUGCCCUUGUGGUGCUGAGCCCAUCCAACGCCAAGCACCAUACACACCGGAGGAGGCUCUGAGCUCCCAACACCUAGCCCUGGAAGAAAUGAUGGAGGAGGCUCAUGAAGACGAGGAGGGCCUGGACCAGGAGCCAGUCACACAGCAGCAUCAAAUUGAGCCGGACCAAUCAGGAAACAUGCUGGAAAUGUUUGAUACAGUGGCAGACUUGGUAUAUUGGCGGGACACCCGCAAAUCGGCCUGCGUCUUCACCGUCUUCAUGGUGGCCCUGCUGUGCCUGCUCCACUUCAGCAUCAUCAGUGUGGUCUCCUAUGUCUCCCUGGCUGCUCUCACGGUCACCAUUGCUCUCAGGGUUUACAGCAAAGUGCUCCUGGCCAUUCAUCGGGGAGAGGGUCACAACCCCUUCCAGGCCCAGCUGGAUGCCGACUUUGGGCUGUCGAAAGAGCAGCUGGAGCACCUGACGGAGCGGGUGGUGUUCUACGUCACGUCGGGGACAAAGUCCCUCCAGCGUCUCUUUUUGGUGUAUGACAUGGUGGAGUCCAUUAAGUUUGCUUUCUUCUUCUACAUCCUCACCUACGUGGGAGCCGUCUUCAAUGGACUGACCUUGCUUAUACUGGGUGUGAUAAGUGCAUUUACCUUCCCACUGCUUUAUCGGCAACAUCAGACACAGAUUGACCAAUACGUGGGUUUAGUGAGGAAUCAGUUGAGUAACCUCAGAGCAAAGUAAGUCGCGUGUGGGUCCUGGGGACAGCUGGUGGCCCAAGCAGGGGAAGGGUCUCGCCCCCCCCGAUUAUGGGGUGCCUCCCAGCUUGGACCACAGGUGGCCUGCGGUGCGUUCCCUGACCCCUCCCCACGGGCCCUUCCCCGUUUCUCCCUCCAGUGGAGAGGGAGAUCAGACUUCUCCGUGGCCCGUUCUGCCUGCAUGCUUACACUUAUUCAUGUUACCCUUCUGGGGAAAAAGAGGC